AUGAUUCACUUCGUACUUCUCGUGUGCCUGGCCACUGCCACUGCAACUAACUCCACCAAUAACGCAACCGUCAACGAUACCUCUACAAAUUCUACAAAGGAAAUUCUCAAAGCAAGUGAAACCGCAGACCCGGGUAAAGUUGAAAUCGUUAAACAAAUCCGUCGAUUAAACGAAGACGGAUCAUACACGAUAGGAUAUGAAGCUGAUGACGGCACGUUUAAAAUCGAAAGCAGAGAUGUGCUAGGUAAUGUAAAAGGAACUUUCGGAUAUAUAGAUCAGGAUGGGGAAAUUAAGCGCGUGACAUACUCCUCCUCCGGUGACACCACACCUAUUCCAGUGACCAGCACGACUCCAAGUAUACCAACGAUAGUCAGGAUGAAUAAAACAAUCUCAUCGACAACCAGGAGGCCUUUAGCGACAGUUGUCUAUCCUACAAGAAGUAGCAUUAGAGAAAGUGCAACGAGGGGAACUGUUAUUCAAUCAAUUCCAAGAAGACGCCCAGUUUCAACGUCAGCUCGAGCUGCAGCAAAUCUUGAAACGACAACCGAAAAUCAAAAUGCUGAAGAAACAACUAGCAAUAUUCUUAACCUAUACAAAUCGAGGGAGGAAACUAAAACAAGGACUCAAAUAUUGAAACCAGUAUCGGCAACAUUGAAAGAAGAUUUAAUUAGUAAGCAAUCAACUACAAAUUUACCAACCACAGUGAAACCUGUACAUGAGGAUAUUAAUGAGGAUGAAUAUGAGGCUAGUAAGACAAAUACCAUCCACCGGGAGCUAUUUGCAAAAAGCCCUAAUCCACACAUGAUGAGCUUACAACAAUCGGCUGGGGACGAUUCAACUGAUGUCUAUGGCGGUCAUCAAUCACUCGGGACCGUACGUCCUCUUUUCACCACCACAACUUCUCGUCCCCGCCUCAUCCCAAUUCAUACUUUAGUUGAGGCAAGACAAAAUAUACAGCGUCAUUACCAAGAACCAGCCGAAGAACAAGAAGCAACGGUGGAAGCUAGUACAGGUCGUGUUUAUGAACCUCAAAAUAUUGUUACAUCGAAUCCUGUUCCAGUAGUUCAUAUACAAGAGCAUAGAGACAGCGAUAACAGACUAUACCAGCAACCAAUUUACAGAAGGCCUCAGUCUACGGUUCGUUUUCGAACUGAUGAAUAUUUAAGAGACAACCCAGGUGCCCCAGUACCAAUUGGAAACCAGCGGCCCUUUCUCCACUACGAAUAUCAAGACAAAGUACUGGAUCAACAAUUUCUAUCUAGAAAGGAAACACCAAUAGCUCAACAAACUAAAAGUGCAGCUGAACCUGCAACUGUCCCGUACGAUAUUAGACCUGCAACGAGAAUUAUUUCUAUACCAGUGGAUGAAAGAGGCGUUCCCGUUCAAGGAUACCAAGCAAGAUUUGUCAAUCCAUAUAGACCUACUCCAACACCAGUAGAGUACCAACCACGAUAUGAUCCUCUCGAAGAAAUGAACGCUAUUUCAACUCCAGUGAGUACAAGAGACUUGAAACGGCUUCUACAGAUUCUGAUACUAAGACAGAAUCGUUUGCAAGCCCUCAUGGAUCAAUUAGUAGCACCGGGCCCACCCUAUCAGCCCUUACCAAUGUAUCGUCAAGAUAACGAUUACAAUCAACACCAAAUAUCCCGUCAUUACGUAGACGAUGACCGGUACGACUACAGAUACGAUCAGCAGUACCGACAGGAUGCGUACUCUAAUCAAAUGAGUUACGAGAAUCCACAGUACGAGAGUCAAAGGUACGUUCCGAGGAGAAGGCUGUAUACUCGGCAUUAUGAUACGGCUGGGUCGUCUUCCAACAACGUCGAAGAUGCACCAGAAUACUUGCCAGCGGAUAUACGUGAGGCGUUGCUGUUGAAAAUGCUCAUGCUGGCCAUCAACCCUGAUUUCAUGCCAACUCCAGCGCCUUCAACGGAGCUGACUACAGCAGCACCACAGCGGAAGCAGGUAAGGAACGUGCAGAUCCUCGGUGAAGAGGGGUCAGAAGUGAAAUCCAUGCAAAGACAUUAA
Parnassius apollo (apollo) is the source of this 2028-nucleotide messenger RNA. NCBI's taxonomy places the organism in Eukaryota, Metazoa, Arthropoda, Insecta, Lepidoptera, Papilionidae. The record is from the annotation of a GenBank genome assembly.